Dermacentor albipictus is the source of this 856-nucleotide messenger RNA. The record is from RefSeq and is a predicted model, not a curated record. NCBI's taxonomy places the organism in Eukaryota, Metazoa, Arthropoda, Arachnida, Ixodida, Ixodidae.
CUCAGCGAACAAUACCAUCAAUCCUUCUGGCCAGUUUAUCAGGAGAUUCCGGCGGACGACAGCAUGUUCCAGCUCCUUGUCGGAGGCCCCGAAAGUUUCCUUACAGCAGAGCACGACGAUAUGACUCCAUUGCGUACGAUAUCGAGGAAAAGUUCCUACACCAAAAACUAUCAGAAGCUGUUCAGCACGUGGAAGUGGCUCGCCAUGUUCCUGACUUGCUGCGUCGUUGGGUUCGGGACGACGCUAGUGUUUUUUGCUUUCAUCGAUACAAAGGACAUGGAGACCACUGCAUCGCUGGAACUCGAGCGCUCAACUUUGGCGGUCCCGCAAGCAAAGAUUAUAUCUCUAAGGAUCUUGACGACGUCGACACUAAAUGUUACAGACUCUGCCACAGCCAACAGCUUAACUUCGGAACGGAGGAUCUUGAUGACGUCGACUCUAAAUGUUACAGACUCUGCCACAGCCGACAGCUUAACUUCGGAAUCAAGGAUCUUGACGAUGUCGACACCAAAUGUUAGAGACUCUGCAACAACCGACAGCUUAACUUCGGAUCUAAGGGUCUUAACGACGUCGACUCUAAAUGUUACUGACUCUGCCACAGCCGACAGCUUAGCUUCGGAAAUAAGGAUCUUGACGACGUCGACACUAAAUGUUACAGACUCGGCCGCAGCCGACAGCUUAACGUCGGCACUUGUUGAUCUUUUUCAUUUCGAAAAGUCUCGUCGGAUUAAUGUUGACGAGUGAUCACAUUCCUGCUGAUUCAUGGAACGCCCAAUCUGACAUUUUACAUUACGUUUCCUGGGAGCGCAAUACAAGGACUUAUUAUUCUUGGGCCGAUAUUAUCAGCCUAUUACCA